AUGUUGUGCCACCCGUGCGAGAAAGAGUUCCACUAUGCGUCGAUCCCGCAGACGACUCUGCAAGGACAGCCGAAGUUCUUUACUCUUGCUUCCCCACUCAUACCCGAAACACUCUCCCUGUUCAGCGUCGUUCGUGAAUUAUGGAUCGGUCUCCGGAAAUGCAUCUGGAUCUGGACUCAUUUCCCCAACGACGAUCACGACGGAAGAAGCGUCCUCUGUGAAAUUCGGGCAUCCUGUCAAGUAUGCCCAGCACUGCACUUUACUGGGGACGAUCGAGAUCGGAGCAGGCGAUGUGGAUGUUUGCACACUGGACACCUUUGUUUCAUCGAUACGUCUCAGCAACAGAGCUCGCUGUCGUCAGGGGUUGGUCGGCAGCGGCGGGGUCCACCAUCUGCGCCACCGAGACAGUGUUGA
This is a messenger RNA of Marchantia polymorpha subsp. ruderalis, 414 nucleotides long. The record is from the annotation of a GenBank genome assembly. Lineage: Eukaryota; Viridiplantae; Streptophyta; Marchantiopsida; Marchantiales; Marchantiaceae.